Molecule: messenger RNA, 5637 nt
Organism: Schistocerca nitens (vagrant locust)
Lineage: Eukaryota; Metazoa; Arthropoda; Insecta; Orthoptera; Acrididae
Product: E3 ubiquitin-protein ligase SHPRH
Exons: 23
Coding region: 23-5401 (1792 amino acids)
Biological process (GO): DNA damage response; protein polyubiquitination
Cellular component (GO): nucleus
Molecular function (GO): ubiquitin protein ligase activity; ATP binding; ATP-dependent chromatin remodeler activity
Source: RefSeq, a predicted model, not a curated record
CACCGGCAGAAUUUGUGGGAAGAUGCCUAAGCGGAAGUCUCAGCCCAAGAAAAAUGCAGCUGACUCACAAGUCCAGUUACUGUGGAAUAAAACAGUUGUUUAUGGCCCAGAUCCAUUCAGAGGAGCUGGCACUUCACAGGCACGGAGGGAACAGCUUGUUAACAGUGGCAUUAGUGAUACCGAUGACUCUUCUGGUGAAGAAGGCAGUAAUGAGCAUGAUAGUGACUCGGAAUUGUCUAUUGUUGAAGAGAGAGAAAGUAGGGCUCAGAGAUCCAGUCGAGAUAACAACUCGACUGAUUCAGACAUUGUGAUAAUUGAUGAAAUUAACUCUUCCAGUAAUGCCGAACUUGAUGUGACAGUUAUUGAGGAUGAAUCGGGUCGAACUCCUCCACCAGGUCGAACUCCUCCAGAACUGAUUGUCAUAGACGACUAUCCAUCUCAUAAGAGAAGAAGAGUGAGUGAAAAGACACGUUUCUCCAAGGGUCCCUUUUCAGUUCUGAAUGAGUAUGCAUCUGACUGUUCUUUUUAUUUAACAUUAAAAACUGAGCCACCCACAGAAGAAGCGUUCAUAGGUAGUGUUGUGAUUGAAGGAGUUACAUUUGAAAAAGUGGAGAAGGCUUCUUUCAUAAGACUGUAUAUAAGUGAAUUUCCUGGUAGAAGCUUUUUGUAUAUUAAAAAUAAGGUUUCAGAAGAUUAUUGCAUAAUUACUCAAAUUUUGGAUGUCACUCUUUUUUCAGGUCUGAGGAGCCGAGUAUUUCAUCUUGUAGCAGAGUGUGCUCCAGAACAUAAGCACAUGCUUGUACGUGUGUUCAUGAACACAAAUGCACCAUCUAGCUCCAAAGUAGAAUUACGCAAUAGAAAUUCUGUUCUUCAGUAUUUUUAUGGUGUUGAGCAUCCAGUGUACGAAGAUGUGGAAACUGAAGCAAAUGAUCCACAAAUACUUUUCAACGCUAUUAAGAAAUAUCACCAGGCUGCAGGCUCUGUCACUAGUUCGGUCGAUGUUCAGCACCCGUCGUUAGUGCCACAACUUCGUUCUUACCAACAGGAUGCCGUGAAAUGGAUGUUAGCUAGAGAAAACCAACAACAAGUAGAAGAUGAUCUGCAUUGUUUGUACACAGAAAUUAAGAACUCGAUUGGAGAAGAAUUAUUUUAUAACAGAUUUAGUGGUGAAAUAAGAAAGGAAAAACCUUUGGCAGAUGUUCUUCCUACAGGGGGCAUACUGGCUGAUGAAAUGGGGUUAGGAAAGACAGUUGAAGUCCUCGCCUGUAUUCUUGCAAAUGUGCGGCCUUUGGAAGACAUAAAACUCGAAACUGAUUUCAAGGCUACAGUUGAACCGAUUGAAAACACUGAAACCAUCAUAAGCACUAGUUCUGGUGGUCCCCAGUCUCCACAGCUAACUGUGGACUGUGUCCAAGAGACCGUCGAAAUUGUGACAGAAAAAACAGAAACUAUUGAAGUUCCCACAAAGACUGAGAUUAAGUCUGAGGUGCCUACAGAUAGCACGUAUGAGCUCAGUGGAAAAGUGAAGCAAGAAUCAAGCUAUGAAAUGGAUGUUGAAGUAGAUAUUAAACUUCAGGCAGAAAUUUUCAGUAAGCAUGAGGGCAAAGUAAGGAAAAGGAAAGAAAACUCUAGAAAGUCUAAAGCGCAGACUAAAAAAACAUACAGAGAUAAAAACACACAGAAUGAAUCACGUGACAGUGGUACAGUGGAAGACCACAUUUGGGAGACAAUUGAACAUGUUAUCUCAUUCUACUGUCAUGGCACUGACAGAAAACUUCGAAAACCUAGGCCAAAGAAUCUCUUAAGGUUAUCUCUGCAAAGACUCUAUGAACAGAAACUGGCAGAAAUGACUAGACGUCCACAGUUUGUGCCUCUGGCACGGCUCACUGUUCAGUGUGUAUGCGGUGCAGAAUCACCGAACAAGGCAAAGGUGUGCUGCUCACGUUGUGGACAGUGGCAGCAUAUGAAAUGCGUUGGUCUGUCUGCAAAGGAGAAGGGUCUCUACCAUUGUCCACAGUGCUGGCAGUUAAAGGAACCACUUAAAUCAGGAGCUACAUUGAUUGUAGCACCAGCCUCUAUUAGCUGCCAGUGGGUUGAAGAAGUUGGUAAACACAUCAGUGACAAAAGUUUCAGUGUUCUGGUUUACAGAGGAGUUACCAAGGGAUUUGUCCAGCCAUACAUUUUAGCCCGGAGUAAAGUUGUUCUGACAACGUAUGAAACUUUGAGGCGUGAACUUGUCUAUGUGGAAAUGAAUAAUGACUCAGCCAGAUUGCGGCAUGCCAAGCGGUUUUAUGCUCCGCCAUCUCCUCUCACAUGCAUUGAAUGGUGGAGAAUAUGUUUGGAUGAAGCCCAGAUGGUGGAAUCUCACUCGAGUAAGACUGCAGAAACAGCACGCCAUCUUUUGGCCGUUCAUCGAUGGGCAAUAACGGGAACCCCUAUACAGAAGUCAGUGCAAGACUUGUUUGGUCUUCUGCAGUUUUUGGAAGUUGAGCCAUUUACUGUUCUAUCAAAUUGGAUGUAUGCUUUGUACAAGCCAUAUUGUCUUGGUGACUAUGAACCACUUCAUAAACUGAUGUGUAAAAUAAUGUGGCGCACUAUGAAAUGGGAUGUAUUGACUCAGCUUGGUGUGCCAGAGCAGACAGAAAAGAUUCAUUGGCUACACUUCGCACCCAUUGAAGAGCAUUUCUAUAGAAUACAGCACAUUCUCUGUUCACAUCAGUUCCUGAAUAAAGUUCAUCAAUUUGCAGACAAAAACAUCAAGCUAAAAGACAUUGACAGGCACAGGUUGUUCAGGUUAUUAUCACCUCUUCUUUCACUUAGAAAAGCUUGUACACAUCACCUAGUUGUGAAAGAUUUUGCACCAGACAAGAAAACAAUGUCCCUGGAAGAAUUACAGACAGCACUAAUUAAAAAGACGAAGAAUGAAUGUGAAGAAUUUCUUCGUCAGUAUAUUGCUGCAUUAAAUGGCCUGGCUGCCAUAUUCAUAAUUUGUAAUACAUGGCUGAAAGCUGUUGAUGUCUAUGAGCGCGUUCUGAAGUUGAAUGAUGAAUUUAAGGGAAAGCUGAAUGUUGAUUCUCUUCAGAUGAUCCACACAUUACAUAACUUCGCAGAAAUUUUGGAACAGCAUCAGCAUGUUAGCUCUCUCAAUCUGACAUGUGAAGAUUUACGUGCUCAGUGCAAGACUGUUGAAGAGGAAUACAUAAGUAAAAGAGACUCUCAGGGUGAGGCAGCUUAUGAACAGCUUGAUUCACUGUCUAAAGACGUGGAGGAAUGUGCCAAGGAUUUAUCAAUGGCCAGGGGCGAAUGGUGGGAAGUUCUUAUACAAUACGUUAUUGUAGAAGGGCAUGAAGAUGAGUUUGUUAGUCGUGUGAGGAAUGAUCUUGUUGAUAAAAUGACCAAAUUUGAAGCAAAAUCAGUGCUGGAAAGGCUGAAGACAUUAAAAAGCAUUGAAUAUCAACUGUGCAGAUGGGAUGAAGAACUAAAUGAUCUUAGGAAGAAUUGUCUUAAGAGGUUAGAAUCACUGAAAGUAUCUCCAGUACCAAAACUGGUGAAUGAAAGUGUUGAAUGUCAUUUACGCAGUUAUUCAGCCAACAAGAAGAAGUGUUCUCUUUGUGUUUGUGAAAAUCUUAUAAAAACAUAUGAGACUAAAUUAUUUGCUGUCCAUACAAAAGAUGAAAGACACUCAUUGGUUGGACAAUGCCUUGUUCUUGGCAAGGCAGUACAAACUUCAUGGCAGUGGUCUCAAAUGGAGCAAGUAUUGAGAUCUAUACUGACACACAUUCGAGCAGACAGAUUUAAUGUUCCAGAGAAGAAGUCAUUGUUCAAAGAAGCAAACAAGCAUCUAAAACUGUUAGAUGCUAUGAAGAAAGAAUUCAGACAACUGAGAGUAGCAUGGAUGCGUUUAUUUGAUAUUGUCGCUGUGCAAGAUGAAACUAACAUGGCGAGGCUGCGGCUGAGAGUGCGUUAUCCUGCAGAGCCCCUACCAGCCCCUCAGAAGCGAAAUCUGGUCGGGCAGCUGAGCUCUAACAUUGUUAACAAAGUAGAAACAAUUCACAUCAUUGAAGAGUACGAGGUGCAGUCACAUGCUGUCCGCCUAGAGGCAGAUCGUGCAAUAGCUUCAGCCGGGCUUCGAAAGAAAUUUGGAAUGCUUCAGUAUUUGGAAAAUCUUAACAAAGAUCCUGACCCGUGUCCUAUUUGCCACUGCAAGCUUGAGAAAAAGUGGAGUGUACUUCUCUGUGGCCAUUACUAUUGCAUGGACUGUAUACAAACGAUGUUGAAGAUCAGCGUAACCUCUGUCACGACAACAGUAAAAUGUGCCGUUUGCAGAGAAACAACACGGUGCAUUGAUAUUUCCUUUGUUAAUCUGGAAACUGAGGACAUAACUGGCUAUGAUGCAGAUGUCAAAAUUUUAGGCUCCCAUUCAAAGAAGGUAGAAGCAAUUGUAAAAACAAUGCUUAUCAUAAAGAAGGAAGACCCAGAAGCAAAGGCUCUCAUAUUCUCUGGGUGGGAGAAGCUACUGGAGAUAUUGAGAACAGCACUCGUCAUGAAUGGAAUAAGUGUCCGACAGUUACAAUCAGGAAACCGAUUUCAGCAGUGCCUAGCAGAUUUCAAGAACAAGGAUUUACGAGUGGAUGCACUCCUCCUCCCUGUCCGUUCUGGUGCCAAAGGUCUUAAUCUUACAGAGGCCACACACGUUUUAUUGGUGGAACCAAUUCUAAACCCUGCAGACGAGUUGCAAGCUAUUGGUCGCGUGCAUCGUAUCGGGCAAAAAAAGAAAACUACGGUUCAUCGGUUUUUGAUACGAGGAACCGUUGAAGAGAGGAUAUAUGAAGCUAUGCAUAGUGGUGCCAAAGACUGGAGUGAUGACAGUAUUACUUUGAAUCAUCUUAUGGGGCUUUUCACUGAUGCUGAAGGUGCUGCAGCUGCUACAUCUGCAGCUGCUCCAUCUGUUGUCACUUUAGAUGAUGGUAAUGAUAAUCAGUCAAACAUAGUUCAAAUGAACAAUAAUGCUCCUAACUCUGCCCAUGGAUUUUCACACGAAAGGUAUGAGCAUGAACAGGAGACUGAACAAGUAGCUUCUUCACUACGGGAUACACCGUCAACAAGUGCUUUGUCACAGUCGGCAGAAAUGUUUCAGGAUGUAGUUCAAGAACAUGUCACUGAUUUACAGUGUGCAGGUAGCAGUAACAAUAGUGCUGGUGUAAAUGAUACUGGAACUAUGUUGGAUGUUGAUGAGAUAAACAGUUAUGAUCCUAUACCUGGAACCUCCCGUGACACAGGUCACCAUUUAGUGCAAAGUACAGUGGACAUUGUAAUGCCAGUUGGAAGUGUGCCAUCAACAAAUGACUCAUCAAUGGAAGAGGAAGGUAGUGCUUUGCAAGGUCUUGUUGAUGGCAUUUGAAGUGCAGCAAAAAGCACUUUGUUCCUUUAGUGAAUGAUUGUUGUAAAUCUUUCUACAAUCAUUUUGUAACUUGCGGUUGUGUCUGAGAUAUGUGUUAGAGUGUAAGAAGCGAUUUGGAACUGAGUGUCAGGAAUUUCUUACAUUGCUACUUACUUUUGAUUAGUAACACAUGCAUUUUUAUAUAAUUUAUCAAUAACCUUUUGAACUCUGGCUCAAAAAUGUUGUGUGUAUGGGGA